Molecule: messenger RNA, 2086 nt
Organism: Podarcis raffonei (Aeolian wall lizard)
Lineage: Eukaryota; Metazoa; Chordata; Lepidosauria; Squamata; Lacertidae
Product: cytochrome P450 27C1
Exons: 9
Coding region: 276-1967 (563 amino acids)
Biological process (GO): glucocorticoid biosynthetic process; cellular response to peptide hormone stimulus; C21-steroid hormone biosynthetic process
Cellular component (GO): mitochondrial inner membrane
Molecular function (GO): heme binding; iron ion binding; monooxygenase activity
Source: RefSeq, a predicted model, not a curated record
AAAACCUGCAUGUUGACCAGUUUCAGAUCAGACACUCAUGUGGGGCAUUUCAUCUGACCUAAAUGAAACAGAAUACAUGCCGCCUCCUUCCCCUCAUGGCAGGCCACCCCGCCUUUUCCCAGCCUCAGGGGAGGGAGCCUUUAAUAAUGGUCUGUGUAAACUGAUGCUCAGGCAGCGAAGAGUUUGGGGAAGAAGCACUGCUGGACGAGAAAUCCCACAGAGGAGCCGCGACUCAAUGAAAGGCGGCAGCCCCUGAAGUGCAGCAGACAGAGAAAAUGUCUCUCCUCGCCAAGGUCUUGAGAAGGGACUGCAGGCAGGUGCUGGAGCCUCGCAGGAGCUGCGUUGGCGGCGUGGCUUUUGUCAGCAGGCUUCACCAGCUGCCCAAACUUUCAGGCAGCCCGUCCCUGGAGGGGCAGAAGGAGGCAGCUGCGAGAGCGGAGGACAAAGACGAAGACGAGGAGGAGAUGGGGGCAGCUUCGGACCGUGGAGCCCGGGGGCUCCUCCUCGACGCCUGCCAGCACCCGAGCCACCAGAGAGUGAGGAGCCUGAGGGAAAUGCCCGGACCCAAGACCUUCUCCAAUCUGGUCGAGUUUUUCUGGAAGGAUGGCUUCAGCCGCAUUCACGAGAUCCAGCAGAAGCACGUUCGGGAAUAUGGAAAAAUUUUCAAGUCUCAUUUUGGUCCCAAACUAGUUGUAUCCAUUGCAGAUCGAGACAUGGUUGCUCAGGUUCUUCGGGAAGAAGGAUCCGCGCCACAACGAGCUGACAUGGAUUCCUGGCAGGAAUACAGGGAUCUACGACGGAGAGCUACAGGACUUAUAUCUGCAGAAGGGGAACAGUGGCUAAAAAUGAGGCGUGUACUAAGGCAAAAAAUGGUAAAACCCAAAGAUGUUGCCGUUUUCUCAGGAGGAGUUAAUGAAGUUAUUGCAGAUUUAAUUAAGAGAAUCCACAUUCUCAGAAAUCAAGAAGAAGAUGGGGAAACAGUGACAAAUGUUAACAGCCUUUUUUUCAAGUAUUCAAUGGAAGGAGUGGCAACUGUUCUGUAUGAGUGCCGCCUGGGGUGCUUGGAAAACCAGAUCCCCCAGAACACUGUGGAAUACAUUGAAGCUUUGGAGUUGAUGUUCAGUAGUUUCAAGACUACCAUGUAUGCAGGAGCCAUCCCCAAAUGGCUUCGUCCAAUUAUUCCAAAACCUUGGAGAGAAUUCUGUAGAUCAUGGGAUGGACUCUUCAGAUUUAGUCAAAUUCAUGUCGACAAUAAAUUACGUGAUAUAAAGUCCCUUUUGGACCAGGGGAAAGAGGUAGAUGGUGGACUUCUCACAACUCUGCUUAAUAGUAAAGAACUUACAGUGGAAGAAAUCUAUGCCAAUAUGACUGAGAUGCUUUUGGCAGGAGUUGAUACAACUUCAUUCACUUUAUCUUGGGCGACGUACCUGUUAGCAAAGCACCCGGAAGUGCAGCAUUCUGUCUAUAAAGAGAUAGUCAAUAACUUGGGGAAAGAUAAAAUCCCUGAUGCACAUGACGUCCCCAACUUACCAAUGAUCAGAGCCCUUCUCAAAGAAACCUUGAGGUUAUAUCCAGUGUUACCAGGAAACGGUAGAGUAACCCAGAAAGAUAUGAUUGUUGGAGGAUACUUGAUACCUAAAGGGACCCAGCUGGCACUCUGUCAUUAUGCUACAUCAUAUCAGGAAGAGAAUUUCCCAUUAGCAAAUGAGUUCCAGCCUGAGCGCUGGCUAAGGAAAAGCAAUAUGGACAGAGUGGAUAAUUUUGGUUCCAUCCCCUUUGGUUAUGGUAUACGUAGUUGUAUAGGAAAAAGAAUUGCUGAACUUGAAAUUCACCUUGCACUAAUACAGCUGCUUCAAAAUUUUGAAAUAAAAAUUUCUCCAAAAACUAAACCAGCUUAUGCCAAAACCCAUGGACUAUUGACUCCUGCAAACUCCAUCAAUGUGAAAUUUGCUGACAGGAAAUGGUAGUAGGACCUUCAGGAGGCUCCUCAGCCUGACCUCUGACCGAAAGCUGCAUGAUGGGAAUCCUGUAAUCAAGCUUUAUAUGCCUCCCUUGAGGUUUCUCUUUCUCCUGCUAAACAAUUAUG